Molecule: messenger RNA, 336 nt
Organism: Arabis nemorensis
Lineage: Eukaryota; Viridiplantae; Streptophyta; Magnoliopsida; Brassicales; Brassicaceae
Source: the annotation of a GenBank genome assembly
AUGGCGAAGGAGAUUCCUCAAGCAAGCGACGAGAACGAAUUGGAAAUAGAAGUAGAAGAAUCCGAGGAAGACAGAUCCGACGAUUCUUCGUCCGAGGAAGACGAAUCCUCUGAAUCUGAUGCGGAAUCUGAAACCGGGACUGUAAUAAAGCAUACUAUUCAAGAAGUGACAUCAAGGAAGCGCAGGUUUGAAGAAGCUAAUGAAGGAGGAGGAGAAGGAGAUUGGUUCGAAAAGUCUUUUCUUUUUGAAGGAAUGGAAGAAAGGAGACUUGCGCGUCGAAAGGCUAAGUUUUUGCGUGAUCUUGCUGCUGCAUUGGCUCGUGUAGUAGUCCCAUGA